AUGGCGCGGCGCUCGCUCUCUGCGGGGUUCCUGUUGGCGGUGAUGAUCUGCCACGCCGGCGUUGCUAUGGCGCAGGAGUCCACGGCCGCGCCCAAGCCCUCGGCGCCGGCCCCCAAGGGGUCCCCCAAGGAGUACAUCACCGUGCUACUGCAGAAUGACUGCAAGGUGCCGAUCCUGGUUGCCGCCAUGGUGUACAACCUGCAGGGCAAGUGGGAGCCCCAGGGCUUCUGGCGCCUGGCGCCCGGGGAGGUUGCCGAGGCCGGCAAGACCACCAACCGCGCAUACUACGUGUACGGCCACGAGCUUGGGGACCCCGAGUGCAAGAAGGGCUGCUGGUCCGGCUCCGUCCCCAAGUCCCUGCAGGGGGAGGAGUGGCCGUUUGUGGAGAAGACCAUGAACCCCCUGGUCACCCUCGGCGACGUCGUGAAGCACAAGUUCUCCUGCUAG
This is a messenger RNA of Monoraphidium neglectum, 447 nucleotides long. RefSeq lists its product as hypothetical. The record is from RefSeq and is a predicted model, not a curated record. The transcript has 6 exons. Lineage: Eukaryota; Viridiplantae; Chlorophyta; Chlorophyceae; Sphaeropleales; Selenastraceae. Bases 1 to 447 code for a protein of 148 amino acids.